GAGCACGGCUGCUUCGUGUGGCUACCCAGCGGCUGCAAGGCGAACGCGAAGGCGUCGCAGGGCGAGGAGGCGUGCAAGGCCCGCAAGCACGCGUUCGACGCGUUCUGUGGUGUGACGGACGCCGUCAUGCUGCCCUUGCUGGCGGCCCCCCACGAGGCCUCCACCGCGACGGGCGUCUCCACCGACACACCGGUCGUCGAGAAGCUCAAGGACACGCUGCCGGAGCUCCCAGGACAGGCCCAGGAGGAGAACGCGACACAGGCCGCUUCGUCCCCAGGUCGCAUGUGCACCUCAUCCAGUCUCGCCUGUGGCCCAGCUCGGCCGAGGAGCGCUGGCUGUUUCGCGUGGCUGCCCAGCGGCUGCAAGACCCCGCAUCACUUCCACGCGAAGUUUCAGUGGCGGAGGGACACGUGGGGCGAGGCGAACGCGCAGGCGGGGCAGAGCGAGAAGGCUUGCAAGGCCCGCAAGCAAGCGUUCGACGCGUGGUGCGGUGUGACGGACACUGUCAUGCUGCUGACAUCUCCUCGGGAGGUCCUCGUGGAGGAUGAAGGGGGACAGGGGGAGGCGCCAGAGGCGCCAGAGGCGGUGCCGCAGGCAGUUGCCGAGGCCGACGCUGCGGCCGAGGAGAGCGCGGGCCGCGGACGUGGUCGACUCGCUGCCCGAGCGGCCGCGGCCCUCCCUCAGGAGAGCGCUGGCUGUUUCGCGUGGCUGCCCAGCGGCUGCAAGACCCCGCAUCACUUCCUCGCGAAGUUUCAGUGGCGGAGGGACACGUGGGGCGAGGCGAACGCGCAGGCGGGGCAGAGCGAGAAGGCGUGCAAGGCCCGCAAGCAAGCGUUCGACGCGUGGUGCCCCGCGCCACCUCCACGCGAUGUCUCACUGGCGGAGGGACGCGUGGGGCGAGGCGAACGCGAAGGCGUCGCAGGGCGAGGAGGCGUGCAAGGCCCGCAAGCACGCGUUCGACGCGUUCUGUGGUGUGACGGACGCCGUCAUGCUGCCCUUGCUGGCGGCCCCCCAAGAUGGGGCGGCCAGUGGCUCGGGCGGCCCCCCCGCCACCGCGGGGCCGCGGGCCAGCGGCGCGUCCGCGGCGCCUCCGCGGUCGGACUCUGA
Prorocentrum cordatum is the source of this 1107-nucleotide messenger RNA. The record is from the annotation of a GenBank genome assembly. Lineage: Eukaryota; Dinophyceae; Prorocentrales; Prorocentraceae.